CAGACACUCAUUCACUCACUGGUCAAAGGUGCGCUGGGAGGUGUCUUUUAGCUUCUCUCUCUGGUCUCUCGUUUUCUUGCUCUCGUAUUCCCCCUCAACCUCUCUGCACCAGUCCCUCUGUCCCUGCUUCUCUCUCUCUCUCUCUGUGCCUUCUCCUUUUCAACACGGUGUUGGGGGUAAUUUCUCAGACAUCUUGGCCGUCUUACAGUGGAGGCUGUGAAAGUGGGCAGCGGGGAGCCUGGUGCCUGGGAAUAUGCACCACUCCACACUCGGGGUCUUGUUGUUGGCCGUGUGUCUGAAUGCAGCCAGCGGCCAUGUCGGCAAAAGUAGGAGGCAGAGCCCAUACGAUGGAGGUACCCAGAAUCAGAAUUAUUGUGUAGACAAUGGGAAGAUUUACCACGUCAACCAGCAAUGGGAGCGUACUUACAUGGGCCGUGUCAUGAUCUGUACCUGUUAUGGGGCAGGGCAAGGUUGGAAUUGUGAAUCGAAGCCUGAUGUUGAGGAGAUGUGCUACGACCAGUACACUGGGACCAGGCAACGUGUUGGUGAUACCUGGGAGCGGCCAAAGGAUGGCAUGAUUUGGGACUGUACCUGCAUCGGAGCUGGCAGGGGGAGGAUCAGCUGUACCAUUGCAAACCGCUGCCAUGAGGGUGGUCAGUCCUAUAAGAUCGGUGAUACCUGGCGAAGACCUCACGAGACCGGUGGCCACAUGUUGGAGUGUGUUUGCCUUGGAAACGGGAAAGGCGAAUGGACCUGCAAGCCAAUAGCGGAGAGGUGCUAUGACAAUGUGGCAGGUACCACCCAUGUUGUUGGGGAGACCUGGGAAAGACCAUACCAGGGCUGGAUGAUGAUGGAGUGCACGUGUCUGGGAGAAGGCAGUGGCCGGAUCACCUGCAGUUCAAGGAACCGAUGCAAUGACCAGGAUACUCAAAAGUCCUAUAGAAUCGGAGAUACCUGGUCAAAGAUCGACAGCCGGGGCCACCGUCUUCACUGCACCUGUAAAGGCAAAGGGCGUGGAGUGUGGGAAUGUGAGCGACAUACUUCUUUGGUGUCUGGUCCCGGAUCCAGCACUCACCUACAGAAUCAAGUGCAGCCCGCGAUUUACCAGCCACAACCUCAGUGUGUCAGUGAUGGAGGUAUUUCGUACAGCGAUGGAAUGCAAUGGCUUAAGAAGCAGGAGAAUGCACGCAUGUUGUGUACCUGUCUGGGUAAUGGUGUGAGCUGUCGCGAUUUGCCAUCUCAGACAUAUGGAGGUAACUCAAACGGAAAACCCUGCAUGUUUCCCUUCACCUUUAUGGGCAAGACUUACACAUCCUGCACGAAUGAAGGACGCAGUGACGAUAAAUUCUGGUGCAGUACAACCAAAGACUUUGACGCCGAUCGCAGUUACUCGUUCUGCAACCAGCAUGCUACCACUUACAUUCAGAGCCGAGGAGGGAACUCCAAUGGGGCGCUGUGUCACUUCCCUUACCUGUACAACAUGCGGAACUAUACUGAGUGCACUUCCGAUGGAAGAAGAGAUAGCAUGAAAUGGUGUGGAACAACUGCAAACUAUGAUGCCGACAGGAAGUUUGGCUUCUGUCCAAUGGCAGAAAAUGAAGAGAUUUGCACCAAUUCGGACGGGGUUAUGUAUCACAUUGGUGACCAGUGGGACAAGAUGCAUGAGCAGGGUUACAUGAUGAGGUGCACCUGUCACGGCAAUGGCCGCGGUGAAUGGGCUUGCAUUGCACAUGCUCACUUGCGAGAUCAGUGCAUGGUGGACGACAUUACAUAUGAAGUGGGCCAGACCUUCUAUAAACAGCACGAAGAGGGUCACAGCAUGAACUGCACUUGCUACGGCCAGGGCCGGGGGCGAUGGAGGUGUGAUGCCCUUGAUCAGUGCCAGGACACGGACACGCAACGGUUUUACCAGAUCGGCGAGAACUUCCGCAAGUACCUGAAUGGAAUCCAGUACCAGUGCCACUGCUACGGCCGGGGAAUCGGGGAAUGGUCCUGUCAGCCACUGACAGCCUUAUCAGGAUCUGAACCUAUCAAAGUAAUGAUCACGGAGGUUGGGAACCAGACGGACUCGCAUCCCAUCCUGUGGAACAAGCCGGAAACGUUCCAUGUCACCCAGUACACACUGAAAUGGAAGCCUAAAAACUCCCGGGAGCGAUGGAGAGAGGUGACCAUUCCAGGCAACAUGUACUCCUACACCAUCCGGGAUCUGAAACCGGGUCUCACCUACGAGGGAGAGCUGAUCGGCAGGGUGUGGAAUGGCCGCUCAAUGGUCACCAACUUUGAGUUCACCACCUCCUACAUGACACGGUCUCCAACUGAGGGUGAGACACCACUGCUGCCUGAGGAAGACAUCAUCAGGGAGUCCUCGACAACAGAAUCCAUCACCGAGAUCACCUCCAGCAGCUUUGUGGUCUCCUGGGUAUCUGCCUCCGACACGGUCUCUGGGUUCCGCAUCAAGUAUGAGCUUAGUGAAGAUCAGGCCCAGCCUCAGUACCUUGAUGUUCCAAACACAGCCACAUCUGUUUCCAUUCCUAAUCUGCUGCCUGGCCGCAAGUACAUCGUGAAUGUUUACGAAGUCUCAGAAGAUGGAGAGAAGCUGAUCCUAACCAGGACGCCCACGACAGCUCCUGACAGUCCCACUGAGUACACCGUCGAUCACGUCGAUGAGACCUCCAUCACCAUUGAAUGGUCCAAGCCUCAGGCCCCAAUCACAGGUUACCGUGUGGUGUACACGCCGUCGGUGGAAGGAGCCAGCACUGAGAUCAUUCUGCCCAGCACCGCAACCCAACUGACCCUGACUGACCUGCUGCCUGGCAUCCAGUACAACAUCAGCAUCUACUCCGUGGAGGAGAGUCAGGAAAGCGUCCCGCUGGUCAUCCAGCAGACCACCGAUGGCGUCCCUCAAGCAGUGGUGUUGGAACCCCCGACCAACCUGCAGUUCAACGGUGUGACAGAGAACAAGAUCACCGUCAUGUGGACCCCCCCUCGCGCCGUGAUCAUUGGUUACCGUGUCACCAUGCUGCCGUUGGACCGCCCUGACCGCCAAAGCACCGAGCUGCGCCCAUCCACCAACUCUGCCCAGUUCACCAGCUUGCUGCCCGGCACCACCUACCUCUUCUCCGUCUACGCCGUGAACAAUGAGGUUGAGAGCCAGCCUCUGGUUGGACAGCAGACCACCAAGCUCGACGCUCCCACCAACCUCCGGUUCCGAGACAUCACCAAGAACUCGGUGCUGGUGACCUGGACUCCACCUCGGGCCCGGAUAACCGCUUACGUGCUGACCUGGGCCCUGACCACUGACGAGCACGUCAAGACUAUCCAGCUGGAGCCCAAUUUUACCAGGUACCGGCUGCACCGGCUGCUGCCAGGAUCCGAGUACGUUGUCAGCCUCACCGCGAAGCAAGGCAACCUGACCAGCCAGAGAGUCCACAACAUUCUGACAACCCGGGAGACCGUAGGCCCAGUGCCAAACUUCAACACAGAGGUGACGGACACAGCUAUCAUCAUCACAUGGACACCCAUGCCCAGGAUAUCAUUCCGGGUGGGAGUCCGACCCAGCCAAGGUGGAGAAACCCCUCAGGAAGUGACCAGUAACUCCGGGAGCAUCAUCAUCUCCAGCCUGACACCGGGUACCGAGUAUACCAUCUCCAUCACCGUGAUAGCAGACGACCAAGUACAGGACAUCCCCAUCACCAAGACUGUCGUCACUGAGUUGGCUCCGCCCACUGACCUACAGGUCUACCCUGAUCCCACCACUGGAGAUCUUGUUGUGACCUGGCGAGAAGGACCAUCAACAGAUAUCACCGGCUACCAUGUGACCUGUGUCCCAAAACCGGGCCAACAGGGCAACCUUCUGGAGGAAUUUGUUGAAGCUGGACAGACCUCGUGGAUUCCCGAGAACCUGACUCCUGGCAUUGAAUACAAUGUCAGUGUCUAUACUGUCAAGGACAACAAGAAAAGCCAGCCUGUGUCCACGGUGAUAACCCAAGAAAUCCCCCAACUCACUGACCUGACCUUCGUUGACGUAAGUGACACGAGCAUUGGCCUGCAAUGGACGCCGCUAAACUAUUCGGCCAUCACUGGCUACCGCAUCACUGUCAUAGCGGCGGGGGAGUCGGUUCCCAUUCUCGAAGACUUUGUCAGCUCGUCGACGGGAUACUAUACUGUGCAAGGCCUGGAGCCCGGGAUAGAUUACGACAUCAGUGUUAUCACCCUGAUAGAGGGUGGCACUAGUGUCACCACUACUCGCAAGCAGCAAACUGCGGUACCAACCCCCACCAACCUGCGCUUCACCCACGUGGGGGCAGAUACUAUGAGAAUCAGCUGGUCACCCCCUCCCUCCAUCGACCUCAGCAACUUCCUGGUGCGCUACAGACCUGUAGGGGAUGAAGAGGGGUCAACUGAUCUGACCAUCACCCCUUCGAACAGCAUGGUAGUACUGACAGGUCUCCAGCCUGGCACAGAAUACCUGGUGCAGGUGUACUCUGUGAUCGACGAGAGAGAGAGCGCUCCGCUGAGUGGCACUCAGCGAACAGGUAUCGAUUCCCCGACUGGCAUCGACUUCUCCAACGUGGCGACCACCUCCUUCACUGUGCACUGGCUGCCCCCCAAAGCCCGCGUCACUGGCUACCGGGUGCGGCACUACCUGGAAAGCGGCGCCAGGCCGAGGGACGAGCGGGUACCGGCCUCCCGCACCUCUCUGCAGCUCACCAACCUGGUGCCGGGCUCGGAGUAUGUCGUCAGCAUCUACGCCUUCAACGGCAGGCGGGAGAGCUUGCCCUUGGUUGGACACCAGUCCACAAUCUCGGAUUCUCCGACUGACCUGGAAUUCACCCGUUCCACGCCUACAAGCCUGACCAUCAGCUGGAAACCACCACCCGCGUUUGUUAAAGGCUACCGCAUCGCUUAUGGAGAGUCAGGAGGCCACGGACAUGUGAAAGAGAUUACCAUACCGGGCUCUGAAUCCACUGCUACCAUCGAAGGCCUGCGCCCGGGCACUGAGUACACGGUGACCGUCUAUGCCAUAACUGGCCGUGGAGACAGCCCGGCGACCAGCAAGCCAGUUGUGGGCACUGAGAAGACAGAGAUUGACACGCCGACUUCGUUGAAGGUGAAGGAAGUGCAUGACAACAGUCUGACCAUCAGCUGGAAGCCUCCUGUCGCCCCGGUGACCGGUUACAAGGUCACCAGUGUCCCGAAGGAUGGCGUCGGCCCAGUGAUAACUCGCACUGUCCCGGCAGGUCAGACUCAGCUAACCAUCGAGGGCCUAAUGCCAACAGUGGAGUAUAUGGUCAGUGUAUACGCCCUGGGAGAACAUGGAGAGAGUGCCCCGCUCACCGAAACAGCAGCCACCACCAUCGACCGCCCGAAGGAGCUCACCUUCACCGAUGUUGACGUGGACUCGAUCGGCUUGGCGUGGGAGAGCCCCGAGGGUCAGGUCACGGCCUACAGAGUGAUCUACUCCAGCCCCGAGGAUGGGGUCCGGGAGCUGCUUCCCAGCCCUCACCCCGAGGAUGAUACCGCCGAGCUGGUCGGCCUGAGGCCUGGCACCGAGUACACGGUGCAGGUGUAUGCCUUGUAUGACAACCAGGAGAGCAUUCCUCUGACAGGCACCCAGACCACAGCCAUUCCACCUCCAACCAAUCUGGAAUUCGUUCAAGUGACUCCGACAAGCAUGACCAUCGCCUGGCACGCGCCUGAUGCUGAUGUGACCCGUUACCGGGUGGUGGUGAAACCCAGGGAGAAAGCAGGGCCUAGUAAGGAGCUGACUCUCGGCCCAGAUAACACCAGCGCCACCGUUUCUGGACUCAUGGUCGCAACCAAGUACAACAUCUUUGUGUACGCCAUCAAGGAUGCCUUGACCAGCCAGCCUUUGCAAGGCAUCAAAGCAACACUGGAUGAUGUUGGCUCGCCCCGGAAGAUCCAAGUCAGCGGGGUGACGGAGACCAGCAUCACCCUGCAGUGGCGCAUCAAGGCCAGGACUGUGUCCGGCUUCCAGAUCGAUGCCGUCCCCACCGGCCAGCAGAGCCCAGUGCAGAGGACCGUGGGGCCCAACCAGCGCUCCUACACCAUCACAGGCCUCCAGCCCGGCACUGAGUAUAGCAUUAACAUCUACACACUGAGUGGCGACUCUCGCAGUCCCCCCUCCACAGUCAUCGCUCGGACUGCUAUCGACUCUCCAUCCAACCUGCGGUUCAUCUCCACCACUGCCGACAGCAUCGUGUUCACAUGGCAGCAGCCACGCGCCCACAUCACUGGCUACAUCGUCACCUACCACGCCAAGGGGCGGCCCUCGGUGGAGCUCCGCCCACGGCCACCGGCCACCUCCAACGAAGCGAUGAUCACAGGUCUGCAGCCUGGAACUGAGUACACCAUCAACAUCCGAGCUGUUCAGAAUUCUCUGCAGAGUGAGCCACUGAGUGGGAAGAAGGUCACAGGGCUGGAUGACAGGGGUCAGAGGCCACUGGUCGACAGAGACGGCAAGGACGGCCAGCCCGAUGACCAGUCCUCGCAGCCGCGGCCUUCCAGACCAGUCAGGCCAGAGGACGACAGGAAGAAGACCACGCCCCCAGGCCGUGGCACCGAGGGUCCCCACAGCCAGCGCCCCAUCUUCCCCAUCCACUCGCACGGGGUGGAGGAGAUGGAGGUCGACUUGCCCAAUGGGCACGGUGGCCAACCUGACACCCAGGCGCCUGGCCAAGAGACGCGACAGCCCAAGACCAUCGUCUCCUGGCAACCCAGCACCAUCGCCUUGGAGUACCUGGUCACGUGCUACCCCGUGGGACAGAAGGAGAACGCUUUCCAGCUUCGGGUUCCGGGCACCUCCACGUACGCCGUGCUGCCCAACCUGGUGUUAGGGACACGGUACAACAUCCUGGUCGAGGCUCUGGAUGGGCAGGGGAAGCACAAAGUCCUGGAGGACAUCAUCACAGUCGGACAUCCCUCUCCCGACCACGGCACCCAGCUCAUCCCUGAUGAAUCUUGCUUUGACACAGCCACAAACUCCCACUAUGCCAUCGGCCAGGAGUGGGAGCGAAUGUCUGAGACUGGUUUCAAACUCUGGUGUAAAUGCUUAGGCUAUGGAAGUGGUCAUAUCAGGUGUGACUCAACUAAAUGGUGCCACGAUAAUGGCAUGAACUACAGAGUCGGCGAGAAAUGGAACCGUCGCAGCGACAACGGCCAGGUGCUCAGCUGCACUUGCCUGGGCAACGGAAAGGGCGAGUUUAAAUGUGAACCACACGAAGCCUCUUGCUACGAUGAGGGAAACAUGUACAAUGUAGGGGAACAGUGGCAGAAGGAGUAUCUCGGUGCUAUCUGUACCUGUACUUGCUUAGGAGGACAACAGGGUUGGCGUUGCAGCAACUGCCACAGGCCUGGUUUCGACCCGCUGAUAGAGGGAACCAGCUCCCAUUCGUCUGAGUCAUCAUUGUCCCAACACACGCUGACGAGAUACGGAUCAAGAUACAUACACUGCCCGGUGGAAUGCAGGAGCCAGGGAAGUUUGCUGGCUGACUCUGAGCAGUUGGAGUAAGGCGAGAGACAGCGAGAGCAGAGCUGCAGGCAACGGCUGCUUGGAAUAGCAAACGGGAGCUUCCGGGAUAGUGCGUGCUUAGCAUGUCCGAAUAAUUCUUCCAGCUUCAGCACCACUGUCUCUUUUCUCUCUCUCUCUCUCUCUCUCUCUCUCUCUGUCUCACACACACACACACACUGACCCCUGCCUCCCUCUCCUCCAGCUCCUAUCACAGCCUCACCUGCAAAGGGAGUGUCUGCCAUGGAAAAAGUCGAAGGCAAUCGAAAGACAUUUUCCAUUUUUGUUUGAAAGAAAAAGAUAUGGAGAGAAUCCACCUGGGUUGGCUUCGGUGCUCGUCACCAUGGAGUCCAGCCCAUUAACACCACCGCACCCUCUAGCGUAAGCACCAAGUCCCACCUUCGUCCCCACCCCUUGAUCCUAAUCUACAUCAUGAAAGGAUGAAAUGAAUGACACCGCUACUCAGUUAAUUAAAAAAAAAGCACGUCCUUCUAUUCCACAAAUGCUGCAGGACUCUCUCCCCAAGUGUCUUAAUGAUCACACACUGUUGUAAUUGUCUUAACUGUAAUGAGCUGUUAUUUAUCAAAACCUUCCUCCCCCCUCCCCAUGCAGUGUUUAUUCUAUUGUAAACCUUUUAUACUGUUAACAUAAAUGAAGUUGGGCACUGCUGCGACACUUGUGUUGCUCGAUGUUUAACGGUGUAUUUUGCCGUGAUCAGUGUUUAUAGAUGCCAGUGCUUUUUCUAACCUACGGACAGAAAAUCCUCGUUUCAAUAAAACUUUUACGAAAAAAAGAA
This is a messenger RNA of Hemiscyllium ocellatum (epaulette shark), 8324 nucleotides long. RefSeq names its product fibronectin-like. NCBI's taxonomy places the organism in Eukaryota, Metazoa, Chordata, Chondrichthyes, Orectolobiformes, Hemiscylliidae. The transcript is spliced from 46 exons. Gene Ontology annotation, cellular component: extracellular region. Bases 254 to 7531 code for a protein of 2425 amino acids. The record is from RefSeq and is a predicted model, not a curated record. Gene Ontology annotation, molecular function: proteoglycan binding; integrin binding. Gene Ontology annotation, biological process: nervous system development; heart development; cell-substrate junction assembly.